Molecule: messenger RNA, 5291 nt
Organism: Mesoplodon densirostris (Blainville's beaked whale)
Lineage: Eukaryota; Metazoa; Chordata; Mammalia; Artiodactyla; Ziphiidae
Gene: TMEM116
Product: transmembrane protein 116
Exons: 12
Coding region: 397-1410 (337 amino acids)
Biological process (GO): adenylate cyclase-activating G protein-coupled receptor signaling pathway
Cellular component (GO): plasma membrane
Molecular function (GO): G protein-coupled receptor activity
Source: RefSeq, a predicted model, not a curated record
GGAGGAGGAAGAGGAGGAAGGAGAGAGUGCCGCGCACGCGCACUCAGCGAGGCUUGCUACCAACCUGCUCUUUUCCCGUCCUCCUCCGCGUGAGUCGCGGCGCGAAGCGCGUGCUCGGCGUCCUUGCAGGUCUUGGGUGGCUAUCCUCUUUUUCGAAGAUGACGAGGCCAGCCGUCAUUUCUUCCUGCCUUUGGUCCGUCAGGCAGUCGCCACGACCCGAGUUGGUCAGUGAGACUCAGCUAUUCGUCAGUAUGGCAGUCAGGGCUACUUCUGCCGCUUCCCAGUCCGAUAUGAGACCUACUCUGUGGUGAGUGCCUCACCAGGGAGGCUCCAGGCUCCUAUAAAAACAGGCUUCCCUGAAAGUUAUUUUCUGCAAUACAGUGGAUACAGUUUGUUAUGGCUACUCUGAGUGUUAUAGGUUCAAGUUCACUUAUUGCUUAUGCUGUAUUCCAGAACAUACAGAAAUCUCCAGAGAUAAGGCCACUCAUUUAUCUGAGCUUCUCUGACCUCCUCCUGGGGAUAUACUGGCUCAUUGAGGCACUUCUCUAUGGAACUUCAGCAGCCAAUAAGGACAUUGUCUGCUAUAACUUGCAAGCAGUUGGACAGAUAUUCUACAUUUCCUCAUUUUUCUACACUGUCAAUUACAUCUGGUACCUGUACAAAGAGCUGAGGACGAAACCCCACCAGAGUGGACAGAGCACAGUUCCACUGGUUAUAGGUUAUACCUGUCGAGUUAGUCAAAUAGCCAUCAUUUUGUCAAGCCUGAUACCUCUACUAUUGAUGAUACCUGUAUUCUGUUUGGGCAAUGCCAGUGAAUGUUUCCGCAACUUCAGCCAGAGCCACAGGUGUAUCCUGAUAUACUCACCACCAACAGCCAUGGCUAAAGUCCUGCCUUCUGCCAACACAUCAGUCUGUAGCACACUUUAUUUUUAUGGGCUUAUCAUUUUCCUGGCCAGCUUUCUACUCAGCCUCCUCACCAUUGUGGUCUUACUCAUUCAAGCCCAGACACUUUAUAAGAAGUUUCUGAAAUCGACUGGCUUUCUGGGGAGUGAACAGUGGGCAGUGAUUCACGUUGUGGAGCAGCGAGUACGCUUCUACCCAGUGGCCUUCUUUUGCUGCUGGGGCCCAGCUGUCAUUCUGAUGAUCAUAAAGAUGACUAAGCCACAGGACACCAAACUUCACAUGGCCCUCUAUGUUCUCCAGGCUCUAACAGCAUCAUCUCAGGGUCUGCUCAACUGUGGAGUAUACGGCUGGACACAGUACAAGUUCUACCAACUAAAGCAAGCGGCUCGGCAUGAUGCAGACACCCAGACACCAUUAUUAUGCUCACAGAAGAGAUUCUAUAGCAGAGGCCUAGAUCCAUUGGCGUCUACCAUUGCUUUUCCUACUAGCACCUCCACCAUUCUUUGAAACUGUAAAACUGGAACAUCCAGAACUGGAAUGAUUCUACACUAAUGGUUUGGGAAGAGUGUUUGGGAGGAACAUCUUAAGUCUUUUCUAACCAUGCCUUAAACUACGGAAGUGAAAAGGAAUGUAGUGCCAUGGUUAGUAGCUACUCUAGGUGAAGUGGGUGGGAUCUAAUCAUUAUUCUCAGAUUCACAAGUAAAGUCACUAUUCAGGGGGAUGGAGCCACUUUCCACCUAAGAGAUAGACUCAUAUUAUUUCAAUAGAUAUUAGAUUUGUCUAAGUCUCUUCUACAAAAAAUAAAUUCCAAGUUAUUAUUUAUAUAAAGUAUUUCCAGGCUCUCUACUCCAUGGUUGUGGGGGAAGUAGUGUGGCAUGCAACAACUUUCUCAGAUCUUCACAUUGCUGUUACUCUCCUUUUGGUUGUACAAAGUCCUGGGUUUACAUUCUUUGAAGAGUUUUGGAAACUCAGAAGAAGCAAGGACAGAAGCUGUCAAAAAAAGUGAAAGGGGCUCAGUGGUUAAGAAUCUGCCUGCCAAUGCAGGGGACACGGGUUCGAGCCAUGGUCAGGGAAGAUCCCACAUGCCGCGGAGUACCUAAGUUUGUGCGCCACAGCUACUGAGCCUGCGCUCUAGAGCCCGCGAACCACAACUGCUGAAGCCCGCACGACCUAGAGCCCGUGCUCCGCAACAAGAGAAGCCACCGCAAUGAGAAGCCCGUGCACCACAAGAAGAGUAGCCCCCGCUCGCCGCAACUAGAGAAAGCCCGCGUGCAGCAAUGAAGACCCAAAGCAGCCAAAAUAAAUAAUUUUAAAAAAAGUGAUAGUGGGAUCCUCAUACACACCACAUCCUAGUCUCUUACAUAUUCCAUGCCGUUCUAGGCCUUAACAAUAGGAACCUUCCUGCUCCAGAAAAUUAAGGCCAGUCUUUUGAAGUUACAGUGCAUAAUAAGAUGUAAGAGAAAUCAGGACUAAAACUCUGAAUCAAAAACUUCUCAACUCUCAUUUAUAAGCAAAAACCCAAGGUAGGUUUCAUAGUGCUUGGAAGUAGAAUUAGAUUGAACCAUAUGAACUUGCUAUUUUUGUAGGUGAAAAUGGUCUAAUAUCAUCAAUUUUACAUGGUUCAAUCUGGCUGUAAGUGCUAAAUAUAUGUGUAUUGAAUAAAUGAAUGAACAGAUGAAUGAAUGACUAACAAGUAGAAUUUAACCUUUGGGGAAAGAAAAGAUCCCACACUGAAGAGGCUCAUUCAUGGGUAAGGAUGUUUAAUGUUUCUUCCUCUUUAGCCACAUAACAAGUGAUGUUUGGUCUCUCCAGUUAAGUCAUUAACAAGGCCAAACUGAGGCCAGGGCAUCAGAUACUAUGAUGCCAAAACAAAGGGGAAAGCCAAAUGGACAAAAACUAGAAUGACAAUCAACUAAAACAUCUGGAACUAAUAAUCAGAUACUUUUCACCUGAUAAAUUCCCUUCAUCAGUGCAAGGCAAAAUCCUUAAGAUUAGAGAAAAUUGACAGAGUAGAUUAUAAUGGUGCAUUAGACAGUAUACUCUGAAAAGUAAGUUCCAGAGAUCUUUCCAAAAGAGUUCUCAGUAGAAACAUUAGGGAGCUCAAUAAUAGCUCUUUAGGUUUUAGGCCAUGAGCUUCAGCCUUACUAUGGAUGGUAACCUGACUUCAUUAUGUCAAGAACACAUCUUGAGGCCUCCCAAGAUGUAUAGCACAGAUUACUGGGUAGCACAGAACAAGAAAGAUUGCCUUACCUAGAGAGCUGCUUUAACUUCUUUUAAUUUAAAAACUAGUAAGAAUUCAGCAUAUAGAAAGACAGAUGGAAGCAAGAUUCUCAUUUCCGUAGACUUUGAGGGACACCAGAACUAAGGAGUCCAAUUCUUAAAAUGUCCUAUCGGUAUCACUUCAUAUUUGACUUUAUUACCAGAAGGAAGAUAAUUAUCAAAUGUAUGUAAGAUUUGUUCAUCUUUCUUCUCUGAUGAAUUUUUUGCAUUGACACUGGUGUUAGGUAUUCUAUAGAUGUAGGCAAACAAAAAGAUAGUAGGAAUGAAAAAUGAUAAAAUGUUAGGCAAGAUUGAGAUUGUCAACUCUUCAUCAUACUGAGAGUAGGAGGGCCACUAUUCAAACUAUGUAACCCUUGAAUUCACAUGUAGGAGGGGCAUAGACAUAGAUACAGUGGCAGUUCUUAAAAUUCCUGCAAAUACCCCUCCCAUGACUCCAUGACUUGUCCAGUUUACUGUCAUAGUGGAGUAUAGUUGUAUCUAUGCAGCUUUGAUUAAUACACAUCUUCCAUGAACCAUAAGUUGUAUCAUCCUUCACCUCCUCAUCAGCCCAGUCUGCAGCUUCAAAAAAUCUCUGUACCCCAAUACCACGUGUUCUGCAUGGGGACCUGGGUGUUUGAUGUUUUUCAAUGCAUGGGAGCCUUUGGAUGUUUUCUCAUAGCAGCCUCCCACUUUUUACAUCUUUGGCCUUGCACUUGCUGAAGACUUUAAAUAUCCCUUUAGAUUCACUGCCACAGUUUCCAAACCUGUCUCCCUUGGUAUUCAUUUCCUGGGCAACCUUUGUGCCCUUUUCAAAGAUUUUAACACACAGAUUCUCUAGGCUUCAAACCCGGCCUUGUCAACAAUAACCUUGUUCCUUGCAAGGAGUGCCAUCUUGCUUGUAGGUAUCCGUGUGGCAGCACCUGGGGGUGCCAUUACAGUAUUCUGGGAGGUCACACUUAUCCACACUGAGGUGGCAAGUUGUGGUUGCUUUUAGAGAUUCACGGUUUUUGCAGCAAGAUCCAAAUGCAUAAUUUAAACCCUUACUCAGCUGGCAUGAGGGCAGACAACAGUGAUCCUUUUGACAGUCAAGAACACUGCCAUAGUCACAUUCUUCUCCUUUAUCUAAUAUCUUAUUCCUACAAUAUGGCUUUCAAAAGGAGCUUUGGAGCUCAGUUCUAUUAAAUAGGCAGCCCUCUCUGUGCUUACACAACAGCUGGUGGAAGUAGUGGAAGCUGCAGUUGCUGAAGCCCAUAUCUACAGUAAUAAAUUCAUGCGUAGUACAGAGGUGCUGGCCAUGGAACUUGCAGGCCACAUGGUCAUGCUUCACUCCCAAGUCAUGGCCAACCUCAUGAGCUAUGAAAGCUGUGAAAUGUGGUGUAUCUUCAUGAAAGAAAGAUUCAGCACUGCUUUCAUUCUUGGCAGUGCAGAUACCACUGAGAAAUGCAUGGCCCUCAUACUUCCCAAGAAUUUGGCCAAUAAUCACAUGAGCAACAUCAUGUUUCAUCCCUCUCAAGAGAUUCCAGCCUUUCCAGUGUUUAAAAUUUUGAAGUGUUUCCUGCAAAUUCAGGAAGAUUUGCACAAGGGUUUUCUGCAUCCAUAUCCCUAACCCAGUAAGCACCCCUUUCACAUUAUAUCCUUCGUGUACCUGUUGACCAGAGCAUGGACAUCUAUUAACAUCUUUGUGGUCUUGGUAACAUUAUUAUUCCACAUUUGGAAUCACCUAUUGUCAACCACAAUCAACCUGUACAUACUUGGGAAGUGGCCACAUAUAGGACAUAGGAACUGAGGAAGGUUAUAUUUUGCUCUGAAAUUGUGAAGUGCUUAAGAGCUCCUCUUGUUUAUCUCCACGGAUUACACAAGACUCACCUGAUUUUAAAGAUAUGCUGUAAACCAUAUAUAUUCAAUAUAUAUAGGCUUGAUACCAAAGACAGUGCCAUCUAAGGUCAGGAUUCCCUUUUGCCCUGAGCAAGCGUUGAUUGUCACAAAAGAAUCCAGGUCGUCCUCUGAAUACUCAGUCAUCCUGAAUAAAAGCAAGACUAGUUUUCCAUUUUGAUGUGUAUAAACAGGGAACUUCUUGACAAAUAAUUCUUUCUUUUGCUUCAACUUAAUAGUAUGCCAUUUUCCUUGUU